Messenger RNA from Numida meleagris (helmeted guineafowl), 1666 nucleotides. RefSeq lists its product as uncharacterized. Lineage: Eukaryota; Metazoa; Chordata; Aves; Galliformes; Numididae. The record is from RefSeq and is a predicted model, not a curated record. The transcript has 8 exons. Gene Ontology annotation, cellular component: centrosome. The coding region runs from base 22 to 1425 and encodes 467 amino acids.
GAGCAGGUGUGUCUGGAAGAGAUGAGCUCCAGCAUGGCUGGCGCCAACAAGGAGCAACCCGCUGGCAUGAGGCGGAACAAGAUAAGAUUCUGUGAGGACGGCCCCGCAGCGCGGUGUGCCUCCGCACCGGCAGACCCCGGCACCAAAGAGCGAGUUGCCGUCUGGGACGCGGUGUCUGCCUACGUACAAGAGCAGCUCCUGGGGAACAAGGGAGUCUGGAUUCCCACCUUCGGCUCCUUCGACACCGUCUCCAAAGUCAUCACGACUGCAAAUGGGACCGUGACUCUGCGCUGGCCCGUGUUUCACCUGGCCAGGAACCUCAGAGCCACGCACAACCUCACGUCUGACAAGGAAUCCCUGUCAGACCAUAAGGAGUUGGAGCCCCUGAAAUACAGCGAGGUGGCCGCAGCUGCCUCUGUGACCCGGCAGAGAGGAACGUCCUGCAUCCAAAGCACCGUGUCCCUCCUCUCCAGAUGCCUGCGGAAUGGGGAGAACGUUGCCUUUGUCCUGAAGGACAUAGGGGUGCUCCUCAUUGAUGGCAUGACAUGUGGAAUGAAGUAUUACUAUGACUUCCUUGAGAAGCUCUCAGGGAAAGAGAAACUCGGAAAAGUUGUUUUCAAGGCCACCCCGCUGCUGGACAUGGUGGUGUCCCGGGUGGCACCGGUGGCCUCCCUGACGCUCUCUGGCCGGCUCGUUGUCUUCCCUGAGUUUCGGAAGGACUUUGUACCCAAACCACCGCCCAGGCUAUUCCGCAAGUCCUCCGGGAACGUCCCUGGUGAGGGCAAGCAAAAGAAAGAAGAGGCUUUGCCACUUCUCGUCCAGGGCAAGACAGUGAGAUUUACUGAAGUGCCAACCUUCAUCAGGCGCUUCACCUGUGCUAGCAUAAGUGGAGAAGACUUCAGAAGCACAGGCAAGGUGUCCAGCCCGCUGCCGGCCAUCCCGACAGUGUCUGAAACCCACGAGCAGCAGGGCCAGGCAGGAACCAAAGACCAAGAAGACCUGGGCCAAACAAAGGGAACAAGACAUGUCAAGUUCCAAGAAAGUGAACAAGGAGCGGGGAAAGCCCACGAGGGUGGAGCACUGAAGAUGUGGAAAGGAAAGGCCUUGCACCCUCAGCUUGUCAGGAGGCAGACGGCAUCUCGCAUCGGAGACAGACGGUCGUCAAGGGUUGAGUCCAGCCUGUCCAAGGCUGGAGCAUCCCGGCUGCCACUGCUGGCAUGCGACUCGGUCAAACUGCACAGGCUGAGGGCUAAGCAGGCCAGGCCAGCGCGGGCAGCACCUCAGGAGACGGCGGCAUCAGCGUCUCACCGGGAGCGCUGCCUGCCCAAGGAGUCCUCCACCAACAGAUCUGGUUGGCUGCCCCCGAUACACAAAGGAACAGAGUCCUCCAAGCGUCAGCCUCCAAAGCCCAAACCACCACAAUGAAGGCGGGCAAUGCACAGUUAAGGAGAAGACCAGGGGUGACUGUGGAAUGAUUUGUUGUCAUGGAAAGGGGGGUGGGAAAGUUACAAGGGAGAACUUGGGAAAGUAUACGAGCGGUGUUUGAACAUGUAAUAAAUGAUUUGGAUUGUUCACAUCUGAGUCCGUGCCUUCAGACGCUGCAAAUGGCGCCCACUGUGUGGGGCAAAAACAAGCCUUCUGGGUUCACAGGGAAAAGCAUCCACCA